AUGUCGAACAAUACAAAAACGUGCGUUUGUGGAAAAGUCCGUGGAAAUUUGAAUCUUACUAACUGGCAAAGACAUAUAGACAAUUGUAAAGCGAGAAAAACAGUAAAAUCUUCUCGGUCUAUAGCUUCUUUUUUUACUAUUUCUAAAAAGAAUCAAUUGGAAGAAGAGAAACUUGCUUUUUCUUGUUCAAAUGGUAAGUAAUGAGUUGAGUCAUUAUUUAUAAAUAUUAUAAUCGGUGGUAUAAUAAACAUAAGUAAUAUUAUUAAUUUAUUAGACUUGAAUUUGUUUAUACAUUAUGUGAUUUUAAUUUACAAAAUAUAAUUUAUAAUAUUGGUUAAUAAGGUUUUUCUACCCCAAUGGCUUUGUUUUAUAGCUUUUGUGGAUGAGUAAUUUUUGUAUUUCGUCACCAAAUAAAUGAAAUGCCGCACCAUUGAUAUAGGUAGAUUCGAUCUAUAUUAUAUUUAAAUUACCAAAAUUAUCUUGGGUAAUUAUCUUAAAUCAAAUAAUUUCAUUUUUUUUUUUUUAAUUGAAGAACAUUUGUUAUUUAAAAAACGAUUGAUCUUUUUGAAAAUAGUUUCUCACAUAAUUUUUAGCUAUUUUUUAUAUUUAAUAUUUAAUUACAAAAAUAACUAAAAUGAUUUUAACUACAUUUUUUUUUUUUUUUUGCAAUAACUAGUUGAACCUCCAGAUUUUAAUAUUAACAUUGAAAAAUGUGACAUAAUGAUAAAUGUAAAUGAACAACAUCAGUCUAAUUAUAAUGAAUCAGAUACAUUUGCAAGUAAUCUAUUUUUAUACAUACCUAUGCUUAUUCCAUAUUUUAUAAUUACAGAAAUUAGAUGAAAUAACUUUUUUUAUUAAUCUUAGUUGAAUGGGAGGAUGUCGUUGGUCAAGAAAUAUCUUAA
Molecule: messenger RNA, 902 nt
Organism: Cinara cedri
Lineage: Eukaryota; Metazoa; Arthropoda; Insecta; Hemiptera; Aphididae
Source: the annotation of a GenBank genome assembly